Messenger RNA from Cryptotermes secundus, 4419 nucleotides. It is a transcript of the gene MED23, whose product is annotated as mediator of RNA polymerase II transcription subunit 23. The record is from RefSeq and is a predicted model, not a curated record. NCBI's taxonomy places the organism in Eukaryota, Metazoa, Arthropoda, Insecta, Blattodea, Kalotermitidae. Gene Ontology annotation, biological process: regulation of transcription by RNA polymerase II; positive regulation of gene expression. Gene Ontology annotation, cellular component: mediator complex; transcription regulator complex.
AUAUCUCGUAUAAAUGUUUAAGUGAUUCACGUUACUUGGUUGCUUUCAAAUUAAUAAAAAGUGUGGUUGUUUAGUAUCUUUGUAUGUCUGUUGCAUGUUGUGUGACAGAAGAUAAGAAAAGAAUGAUAAUUAUUAAUGACUAAUUAUUCCGUAAUACGUACCCUAACAUGAGAGUUGUAGCCUAUAUGCAGUAAAUUUUCUUCCUGUCGGUUUUACUGCCUGAAAGACGCACGGGGCAUAACCCUAAAGAAAUGUAAUUUGAAGAAGCGAAGAUGGGAACAGAAAGUCAGAUUAAUAACAUUGUAAGCGAAAUAUUGAAAGUGGAAGGAAUUGAGGAAGCUUUCAGCUGCUUCUUGGUGCAUCGCCCAGAACAGGAAACAGAGAAGGUGCAGAACUUCCAGCAAGAGCUACAGUCAGUGCUGAGUGGUCUGAAUGCAGAACAACAGGAAACUGGUGUCAGGGCUUACUUGUUGAAGGCUGCAGAAAUGACUAAUCACAGUCGCUUGCAGCUGCUCUUAUCUCUGCUGGAAAACUUGGUAGCUAGCAGUAUUCUGCCAGCAAGAAUGGUAUGUGAAUGCAUAUUGUCAUGUGAAAAAUUGCAAUAUCAGCAAGAAGAUUUCUGGGUUGAAUGCUUCCGUCUCAUCAGAAAAAUUAUUGGUGGUGUUGAUUACAAAGGAGUUCGUGAAAUAAUGAAGGGUUGUAGAGAAAAAGCACAAACCAUUCCAGCCAGGUUGAAUGCUUCAGUACUUCCACAGCUGAAAGCCUUGGAAAAUGUUAUAGAAUAUAUUUUUGACAGGAAUGCUUGUCUGUUACCUGGCUAUUUUAUAGUCACUGAAAUUCAGAAAGCAUAUCCUGAUAAUAAGAACUGGCCACAUUGGAAAUUGGCUCAUCUAUUGUCCAGUUUUGUGGAAAGCUUUCGGGCAACAGCACAAAUGGUGUCAAUCAUUGGCCACUCUCACAUGUUGCCCGUGGUGGAACACUCAGGGUAUGCUGACCAUCUUAUCAAUCCCUGGAAGUUAGACCCCUCGACUCUCAAAUUUUCUCUCAAAGGAAACCUGCCAUAUGAUCGUGAGCUGCUGGAACCUCAGACCAGACUCCUGAGAUAUGUGCUCGAGCAGCCAUAUUCAAGGGACAUGGUAUGCUCUAUGUUGGGGUUACAGAAACAGCACAAGCAGCGUUGUGUGGCACUGGAGGAGCAACUGGUAGAGUUGGUAAUUCUGGCCAUGGAACGUUCGGAGACAGAGGCAGACACAGAUGACAUUUCAAACAGCCACUGGCUCUGGUUACAUCUCUCCAGCCAGCUCAUCUACCUUGUGCUCUUCCAAUUUGCAACCUUCCCAAACAUUGUAAUGGCUCUCCAUGAUAAGCUAGCUGGUCGUGAUUUAAGAAGAGGCAGGGAUCACUUGAUGUGGGUGCUACUGCAGUUCAUUUCUGGCAGCAUUCAGAGGAAUCCACUGAACAAUUUCUUACCAGUCCUAAAGCUCUAUGACCUUCUAUACCCAGAGAAGGAACCACUGGCAGUACCAGAUUUUAAUAAAGCACUGUGUACGCACCAAAUGGCGAUGACCUGCAUCUGGAUCCAUUUACUGAAGAAGGCUCAGUCAGAACACCUUAACAUUCAUCGUCCCAUACCACAUACUUUAAAAGUGCAUCAUGAGUUUCUUCAGCAUCUUGUUAUGCCAAAUAAUACGGGCUUGUGUAUGGGUUCUGAUUAUCGAAUAGCCUUACUCUGCAAUGCAUAUUCCACCAAUCAGGAGUACUUCAGUCGUCCAAUGGCUGCACUUGUGGAUACAAUACUGGGAACACAGAAGGGUCCACAGCAGCCACCGCUACCACCAUUAGCUAAUAAUGCGGCACUGGCCAGUGGUCCCACAACACCCCUGUCGAUGUCCAUUUUGGAUUCUUUGACAGUGCAUUCCAAGAUGAGUCUGAUCCACAGUAUUGUAACUCAUGUGAUUAAGUUAGCUCAAUCAAAGUCUAACAUGGCUUUGGCACCUGCUCUUGUUGAGACCUACAGCAGGUUGCUGGUGUACACAGAGAUAGAAUCCCUGGGCAUCAAAGGAUUCAUCAGCCAACUGUUGCCUACAGUGUUCAAAUCUCAUGCAUGGGGCAUAUUGUACACCUUGCUCGAGAUGUUUAGCUAUCGGAUGCAUCACAUUCAACCUCAUUAUCGAGUCCAACUUUUAUCCCAUCUUCACAGUCUUGCUGCUGUCCCCCAGACAAAUCAGACGCAGUUACAUCUUUGUGUUGAGAGUACAGCCCUGCGCCUUAUAACAGGCUUGGGGAGUGCUGAAGUUCAGCCGCAGUUGUCACGGUUUCUCAGUGAGCCCAAAACGUUGGUGUCUGCAGAGUCAGAAGAGCUAAACCGAGCCCUUGUUCUCACAUUGGCUCGUUCUAUGCAUGUAACUGGAACAGAAAGCAGUUGAAGAGGAAUACCGAAACUGGGCAUCUAUGAACAAUGAGAAUGAUAUCAUUGCUCAUUUUUCUGUACCAGGAACACCACCACUCUUCUUAUGCCUGCUCUGGAAGAUGAUUCUGGAGACUGACAGAAUCAGUCCCAUAGCUUACAAGAUAUUGGAACGCAUUGGUGCUAGAGCUCUGUCAGCACAUCUGCGCAAGUUCUGUGAUUAUUUGGUGUUUGAAUUUGCUAACUCUGGAGGAGGACAACAUGUGAACAAGUGUGUGGAUGCCAUCAAUGACAUGAUAUGGAAAUACAACAUUGUGACAAUUGACAGACUAGUUCUGUGUUUGGCCUUGCGAACUCAAGAAGGCAGUGAAGCUCAAGUGUGCUUUUUUAUCAUCCAACUGCUACUACUUAAGGCAGCUGAGUUGCGCAACCGUGUACAAGAAUUCGUUAAAGAAAAUUCACCAGAGCACUGGAAACAAUCAAAUUGGCAUGAAAAGCAUCUUGCUUUUCAUCGUAAGUAUCCUGAGAAGUUUGCUCCAGAGGGAAUCUUGGAACAGUCUGGAGGCCCCUCAUCACCAUAUCAUUCGUUGCCAGUGUACUUUGGAAAUGUAUGCCUCAGAUUCUUGCCAGUAUUUGAUAUUGUCAUUCAUCGCUAUCUUGAACUUCCUCCAGUCACCAAAUCUUUGGAGACAUUGCUGGAACAUCUUGGGUGCUUGUAUAAAUUUCAUGAUCGCCCUGUAACAUACCUCUAUAAUACACUCCACUACUAUGAACGGAAGUUGCGGGACCGUCCACCACUGAAACGCCGUCUGGUAGCAGCAGUUUUGGGUUCUUUACGUGACAUCAGAGCCCCAGGAUGGAGUCUUUCAGAGCCCUACCAGACUUAUAUGCAGCGACAAACAGAUGAGACAAACUGGAUCCCUGAAUUGGACUAUUACGUUAGACUUGUUCGGCGAAUAGUUGAAAUAGCUGUAUCAGGGAAGCCACACUUUCCAGCCACAGAUUGGAGAUUCAAUGAGUUCCCCAACCCUGCAGCCCAUGCAUUGUAUGUCACAUGUGUAGAGCUCAUGGCUGUACCAGUCACUCCAGCCCUUGUAGGCACAAACUUGCUAGAUGUUGUUGCCAAAGGGUAUACUGUGAUACCCUCAAACCAAAUUCAUAUGUGGAUCAAUUCAGUGGGACUUAUAAUGGCUGCCUUACCUGAUUCAUAUUGGUCAGUUCUACAUGAUCGUCUAGUGGAGGUAAUAACUUCCCCACAGCUGACUCAGUGGAAGUAUCGUAACACUCCAUUCCAGUUAUUCAAUUUUGCUGCCACACAUGAUUCUCUCCUUGAAAAUAAGUUCUCAUAUAUGCUAGCCCUGGCACAUUCCAUGUGGCACCAUGCAGGAGUUGGUCAGAUCAGCACGGUUCCUCAGUUUGUGAGGGAGAAGGUCCAUCCAGUGGUAAGGACUGAAGAGCAGUUUCUAUUUCUCUGCCACUUGGUAGGCCCAUUCUUACAGCGCUUUAAUACAGAUCGGCCAAGAUGCGUGACAGAUUUGACAGUGGAGCUGUAUGAACUUCUAGAGCAGGUGGAUAAGAAUGUGACACACAUGCACUACAUGGAUCCCAUCUGUGAUCUCCUUUAUCACAUUAAGUACAUGUUUGUGGGUGACUUGAUGAAGAAUGAGGUAGAAUGCAUAAUCCGUAGACUACGUCCAGCCCUCCAAAUGCGUCUGAGAUUCAUUGCACAUCUGAACAUUGAAGAAAUCAAUGCUACAUGAGACAAGAGAACAAUGAACAUUGGUGCUCACAAAAAUGAAGUGAACCAGUUGUGUGCUUUUUCGUGGUACUCUUAUCAGUUAUUAAAGAGUUGUUCUUGUUAGUGUUCUACAAUUAUUUAUGGUGCAUAAUGUGCUGCAUGGCUUGAAAAUUAUGGUUACACACCCACCUGCCUCAGGUUAUUUAUAUUAAUGGACUUCAUUUCAUGUUGCAUUUGAGGUUCUCACAGCAGUGACUGUGAAGAGUACAUCUUC